Messenger RNA from Plasmodium adleri (nom. inval.), 873 nucleotides. Its product is annotated as Plasmodium exported protein (PHISTa), unknown function. NCBI's taxonomy places the organism in Eukaryota, Apicomplexa, Aconoidasida, Haemosporida, Plasmodiidae. The record is from RefSeq and is a predicted model, not a curated record. The coding region runs from base 1 to 873 and encodes 290 amino acids. The transcript is spliced from 2 exons.
AUGGAGGGUAAAAAAAAUUGUACAAUUUUAUCUUUGUAUAGUGAUAAUAUGAACCAAAAAGGAACAUUACGUUAUAUUUCUUUUAAAUUCAUUUGCUUAAGUUUAUAUGUAAUUGGAUUUUACUAUGUUUUUCUAAAUACAUACUUAGAAAAGAAGGGCCUACAAAUUGUUAAUAUUAGCAAUGUAUAUGAACGCAAUUUAAGUGAAGCAGAAAAAAAUAGUAACGGUUCACAAAGGAAAAGAAAUUUAAAAUUUAAAAAUGAAGAUGUAAAUAAAACACAAACUAAUGGAAAUAUAAAAAGUAAUGAAAAAAAAGUACAGGAAAAUAAUGAUUGCGCUAACAAUGAUAUGAAGAAUAAUAAUGUGGAAAAUAAAAGUAAUAGUUCUAUUAAUAAUGUAAAUUAUAAUGAUAUGUCAAAACAUUUAACAGAAAAGGAAUUAUAUGAUGUACUAGAUUCAUUAAAAGAAUGUCCCUCAAAAGAAGAUCUUAGAAAUAUAUGGUCUCACACAGUUGGUGUGGCAAAAGAAGGUGUUGUUGAUAUACAGAAAGCUUUAAAGGCAUCAAUACAAAAAUAUUUAGAUAAUGAUUUUUUGAAUAAGUUUAUUCAAGGUAAAGAUCAUUAUGUAUAUAACUUUAGAUUGAAAGAACAUAUUACAAAUAUUUUGGCAGCAGUAGCAACUGAAGAGGGAGAAUACACUAAACAUUUUUAUACGUUAAUUAAUAAAAAACAUACACUUGAUGAUAUAUUAAAAUUUAUUUAUUCAUUCUUAGAACAUUUCAAAACAUUAAAAAAACAGUUAUAUGAACAACACCAAAAGGAACUAUUAAAUGAUGUUGAACAAGAACGUUAUACACGAGGACAAAAGAUAUAA